UAUCAGAUAAUACGAGCUUAUCACGUGAUCACGGACUUGAUAGCGGACUCGGGUCGCGAUUCGUCGGUGGCUCUUGUCAUACAUGCAGGAUGGCGUUCAACCUGGCCGCUUUUUCGUACAUCGUGGCGUUGAUCAGCGACGCGUUUCUGAUAUUCUUCGCGAUAUUUCACGUGAUCACGUUCGACGAGUUAAAGACUGGAUACAAGAAUCCGAUCGAUCAGUGCAACAAUUUAAAUCCGCUCGUUCUACCAGAGUACAUACUGCACGCCGUGAGCAGUAUUUUAUUUCUGUUCGCUGAGCAAUAUUUCUCGCUGUUCCUCAACGUCCCACUGAUAGCCUAUCAUGUGUGGCGAUACAUGAACAGGCCCCUGAUGACAGAAUCGGGCCUCUACGACCCUACGAGCAUAAUGAACGCCUAUGAUUUGUCCAUGUACCACAGAGAGGGAUGGAUUAAACUGGCAUUUUAUCUUCUGUCGUUUUUUUACUACUUAUACGGAAUGAUCAGCACGUUGAUCAAUUGAGCGACUGUCGAGGAUCUAUAAAGAUUUUCCAUUGUCUCCGCACAACUGUUCGGCGCAACGGUUGAUCACACUGGAAGUACAAGUGACAUUUCAACUAAUUUAUAAUAAUGGGAGUUUUGUAACAACGCGUAUCGCGGGAGAAUGUUUCUUUGACAUCUGUCUAGUAUCUAGGUAAACUGUAUAAUCCAUACGCAUACGUACAUAUAUACAUAUAUAUAUUGAUGUAUAUUAAUAUAUAUUAAUAUAUAUUUGACUCCUAGACAUUUUUCAAGAUUAUGUACAAUAUUAUACUUCAAGUAAGGUAUCUACAUAAGUAUGAAUAGAAAUUAGACGUAUAUUUCGAGUCCGAAUAUUAUUUGCGCUUUUGUCAGACGUACAAUGCUCAUUAUUUCCGAACAAACGUCAAUGCUGUUCGUAUGUCGACGGAGAUAAAACUGUAUUAAUUGUAAACUCGAUGCGAUAAAUGUAAUAGCUUUUGAUACCUUUGUACGCAGGGCGUUCUUUUCCUUUCUUUCAUGUACGACGUUUAGGACAGGUGUAUAUUCUAAUUAAUUUUUUUAUAUAUAUAUCACGAUACAAAACGUAAGCAGUUGUUAAUAAAAUGUGAAAUAAAUAAUAUAUAUAAGUACGCACGAA
This is a messenger RNA of Temnothorax curvispinosus, 1157 nucleotides long. RefSeq names its product protein cornichon (gene cni). The transcript is spliced from 4 exons. Gene Ontology annotation, biological process: endoplasmic reticulum to Golgi vesicle-mediated transport. Gene Ontology annotation, cellular component: endoplasmic reticulum membrane; COPII-coated ER to Golgi transport vesicle. Bases 90 to 521 code for a protein of 143 amino acids. The record is from RefSeq and is a predicted model, not a curated record. Lineage: Eukaryota; Metazoa; Arthropoda; Insecta; Hymenoptera; Formicidae.